Molecule: messenger RNA, 2362 nt
Organism: Durusdinium trenchii
Lineage: Eukaryota; Dinophyceae; Suessiales; Symbiodiniaceae
Source: the annotation of a GenBank genome assembly
CAUUGGUGACACUCAAUGCUUCGGUACCCCAAGCUCUGGGAAUGGUGGCAGACACAACUGUGGACAUCCGAGUCUACUGGAAGGUGCACCACAGGCUGGACUUUAUCUCUGGUGUCAUUGACUUUGUGAACCAAACUAAAAAGGAAGAGCAGGUGCUGCACUACGGCUUCAGUGUGUGUGAAGGAGAAGCAGUAUGUCGGGAGGCGUACAAAUCUGCGCAGGGUUUUUUGGACCACAUUGAGAAUGUUGAUGGACCCAUUCAGGCCAUUACAGAGAAGCGGACUCGAGUUGUUGGACAAGAACCCAUGCCUGCAGCAGUCCUGUCCAAAGUUGAGGUGUUUGGUCCCGCAGAGGAAGUGGCCCAGUUUGCUCAGCUCAAGGAGAAGGGCAUCGCCUUACAGUGUUGGGAGAUCCAGGAAGCUGUCUAUGAGCUGAGUCAAUUUAACUUAACGGAGAAGGAUGCCCAGGACAACUCCAUCACGUUGGUCUUGAUGUGGUCAUGCGGUAAUACACCGAGCCUGUCUUUAUUGUCUGAGGUGCCUUUCAGACGUGCAGCUUUCUCCAAGAAUGAAAAGAGCAUCUUGGGAAACAUUGUUUGCAACAGCGUUGCAACCGCAGAUGCUGCCCUUGCCGCUCUCCAGAAACUGGGUCCAUUGGUGCGCUUGGAGGCCUAUGGACAUCGAGAAGAUUUGGCCAAGCUGGCAGUCAUAGGCGAGCCCAAGGCAUCCUUGUGGAGCACACUGCACGGAGCCUUUUAUGUGCCUGCGGGCUACAACAAGCUCCUGAGGCGGCGCUCUCUUUAUUCGGAGGAGGAUGACCCUUCGCCCACACGCGCUUUCCUGCGUCAACACAGCGAGUUUGGGAGUGGAACGGAAAGUCGCCCAGUGGAACGGCGGGCCAUCACGUUGCAGCAAUUGAUGGACGUUGAAACCGAAGCCCGAAUGCUCUGGGGUGAGAAGUACGAGGACAACGUGACCCUCCAUGACAUCAACACAGCCAUCAUCCAGCCUGCUUGUGCCAAACACGGCGUGCCCUAUGCUUUGACUGUGAACAAAGAGCCCGGUCUUCAUGCCACGAUCUUCGUGACACAUGCCUGGCAAGAAAACUUCCAUGAAUUUGUGGAAUCCAUCAAGGAUGCCAUCCACAACCCCAAAUCUGUGGAUUUGCGCCUUUGCGGUGUUUCAAACCACGGACAAGACGCUGGUGUCAGAGCAGCUGGGGGACGAUCCACGCCAUGCACCCUUCACCCGUGCGUUGCUACGUGCGGAGCGCUUUCUGGCGGGCUUCAGAGCGAGUGCGAGAGAUGGAGGGGGUUGUGGUGAAUUAAAAGUUAGAGAUCGACCGAUUUGAAAGAUUACUUCAAAUGUGCUGUAUGCCUCAGAUGAAAUCACCGCCCUGGCUGUUUCAACCGCAAAGAUGGACAGGUAGUUCGAAACCGGACCACUGAUAUUUACACUCGGAUUUGGUGCUGUUGGGAGCUCUACAUAGCCUAUAUCAUGGGCUUUCUGACCAGUUCAAAACUGUCAAUUACGGGCCCAAAUGUCUUUGCAAAUGUAAAGCACGAUGUGCUGAGUGCUUAUGCGAGUGACCCCAAAGACAAGGAGCAGAUCCUUGCAGCGAUUGAAGCUGAAGAUGGGGCCCGUGAGCACAUCAAUUUCAUCAUCACUUUGCUUGACCUUUGAAUCGCAUGCGAUUUCAAAAGAUGGCGAGUUGCAGAUCUCGUGUUGAAGUCCCCAUGAUUUGUAUACAUGUUGGUAUUUGUUGUGAAUUGUUCUUGAGAGUACCAUGGAAAUUUCAGUUCAAUCGAACAGGUAGUCACACAAGGCCAUCUAGAGGCUGCUCUUAUCAAAUCGUUUGAAAACACUUUGGAAAGUAAGCUGGUUUGGUUGGCGCACCAGUUUCAGUAAUAGUCAGCUCCACCUCGUCUUAGCAUGGAAAGAUUGCAGUUGUUUCCAGCUCAUCAUGGACAUUUCUGGCACCGGCAGCUUGUGGACGAGGAGGUUCAGCUAGCAUUGAUCGUUCAACAGACCUUUCGGAAGCUCCCUGUUGGGGACCAGAACGCCGGGUUUCGACUAGGAUAGGAAGACAGCUGUUUAGGGAGCAGUGCGGCCGCGUUCAAACUAUCCAGGAUCUUUAAAAACGAUCUGCCAAAUCCACCUCGUCCAUGCUUCACUCCUGCGGUUCAUGAAAAGGAUCCUAGACCUAAUUAGCUGAGACCAAGCAAGGGAAUUGCUGCAAGCAGAACUCAGGUUGCUGCGUGGUUGUUCCAGGACGACUGAUACAAGGCGGCCGAUCUGAGCUCUUCGAACGGCGACGCCAAGAAAAUGAGGGCGCAGAGGUGGAGUAGCAGCUGUACUUUGCC